Messenger RNA from Paramacrobiotus metropolitanus, 1406 nucleotides. RefSeq lists its product as uncharacterized. Gene Ontology annotation, biological process: regulation of cell growth; regulation of signal transduction. The record is from RefSeq and is a predicted model, not a curated record. The coding region runs from base 256 to 1065 and encodes 269 amino acids. NCBI's taxonomy places the organism in Eukaryota, Metazoa, Tardigrada, Eutardigrada, Parachela, Macrobiotidae. Gene Ontology annotation, cellular component: extracellular region. The transcript is spliced from 5 exons. Gene Ontology annotation, molecular function: insulin-like growth factor binding.
AGACGGGUGAAGCGUUUCAUUUACCCGAACAAAGUGUCAAAUAUUUGAUCAGGCGUGAUCGUCUUCAUUUCCAUUAAUUGCUACCGUGUGUAUGUACAACACUCCACUUGAUUGACUUGUCAAAAUUCCUCUUCUCCAACGCUUUUAAUUAUCUGCCCAUCAUCGGGAAUACUGGGCCAGCUAACUAGCCGUAUCGGCUGCAAAUCCGGUUAAUACCCAUUGUUCCUAACUUCCUAUCACCUAUCCGGCUACAGAAUGUGGAGACUUUGCGCUGUGUUAUGCGUGUUUUUGAUUUAUCCCCAUGUUUCCUGCGGAUCGUCGCAUGCUCAUCAGUCCCGUAAUCAUCUCCAUAACCGGCAAGCGGUGCUGAUUCCCAAGGAAGAAAUGAGGGAUAUCAAUGGGCUGCAGUGUCCGCCGUGCGCCAAAAUGUUCUGUCCACGGAAAUCCCGGCUUAUGUGCAAAGGCGGCUUAUCGCUCGAUGUCUGCCAGUGUUGCGCUGUGUGCGCCAAAGUGGAGAAUGAGCAGUGCGGUGGCAAGGGGAAUUAUUUCGGCACUUGUGAUGCGGGAUUAUAUUGCAGCUAUGCUGCGUCGGAUGCGGCCACGAUGACCACGUCGGCCGGUGACGGGGACGCGGAUCUCGCGGCUAACCACGGCAUCUGCCGAAAACAAAAGAGUGCCGAAAGAGCGGUGAAGGAUAUCUUUGGCUUGGCAGAUGAGGCACAAAGGGACUCUGGCCCGGUUAAGGAAUCCGUCUGUCAGCCGAAAUGCACUCCCGAAUUGUGCACGAAGAAUCCCCGGGCCAUCUGUUCCGCUAUUGACAACGCAGAUGAAACGCGUCCCUGCCAGACCGGCUGCCAGCACACUUCCUGCAUGGCGUGCCGUUUCACCAAUUCUGAUCCACAAGCGUGUCCGAGCUGCCGGACGGAUGACUUCCACUGUAUGAAACGCUACGGACGCUGCAUAAGAAAGCAAACCUGCUGGCGCCGCAAAUUUCCGUGCUCCAAAGCCAUGCUCCAGAGUAUUUCCGGAAAAUUUCAGUGUCUGAUUCCGGAAUGUCCCGGAUAAAUGGGCAAACAGGGAUGAAUGAGCCCACCUGUUGAUUGUGGAAUACUCAACGCCAGUCCAUGGAUCCCGUGAUCUGCAUUUUGUUAUUUGUAUGCAAUAGCUUUUCUUAAUAAUUAAACUAUCGCGUAACUGAUGUGCCAAAAUGUUCGCAUUUAUUAUCAAUUGAUGGAAUCGUUUCACUUAGUUACAGUACUGCUGUCCGUGACCAAUUACAACUACCAGUAUGUUUUGGAAUUUGUUAUAAUUGUGCCUGAUGUAGCGCUGAAUAGGAUUACGGAACUUUUGCUGCGUUGUUAUUGUUUAUUCGAACAAUUAUGAAAAGAGAUUUUGUUCUGUUUGGA